CUCAGUCAGUCGGAGGCUCCGUUAAGCGACGGCAGGUUCCUGUUUCCGUAUUUUCACCCCCCCCCACACCCGCAUCCGCGCGCCGGCGCCUCCUCAGAGCCGGCACCCGCAGCAGGAGAGGAGCCCGCGGGCGGGCGGUGCUGCUACUCAGGCCACUGUCAUUGUAAAAUCCAAGGAGAGAAGCAGAUACAUGUGACCCAGCUUCAUUACCUUCUAUAGAAGAAAAAAGGCACAGUUAAUUUCACCGACUGCUGGAGCAGAGGAAACAGUUAUUUCCCUAGAAGCCCAUCAUACAACUGUUUCUAUUUCCUACUGUCAUGGAGAAGUCUUGAACAUUAGCAGGAGAGAGAAAAGAAGACUUGAUCUGCCAUCUGCUGGUUGUCUGAAACGUAGUAAGAUGAAGGUUUUGUGCCACACGCUCAAAAAAGAAUAUAAAACGAAGAAGCACGUGAUACUAAAGCUUUCUACAUACAUCAUAAGGAUCUCUCUUAAAGAAUUGCUGUAGGACUAACACUGAUUAUAAUUUGUCUUAAGCAUAAUGUGGUGAAACAGAGGAACAGAAGUUGUCCAUCUUUGUGCAGACUAAGGAAUUACAAUGUUUAUUUUGUGAGCUAAAACAGUUUUGCAGUGAACUGAGCAUCUGAAAAUGCGGCCAUGGACUGGUUCCUGGCGUUGGAUUAUGCUCAUCCUCUUUGCCUGGGGGACCUUGCUAUUUUAUAUAGGCGGACACUUGGUACGAGACAAUGAACACCCAGAUCACUCCAGCCGUGAACUAUCCAAGAUACUUGCAAAGCUUGAACGUUUAAAACAGCAAAAUGAAGACUUAAGGCGGAUGGCAGAGUCUCUCAGGAUACCAGAUGGUCCCAUUGAUCAGGGGCCAGCUGCAGGAAGGGUACAUGCUUUAGAAGAGCAGCUUUUAAAGGCCAAAGAACAGAUAGAAAGCUAUAAGAAGCGAACAGGAGAUGCAGGCAUGGGGAAAGACCAUGAAAUAUUGAGAAGAAGGAUUGAAAAUGGAGCCAAGGAACUUUGGUUUUUUCUUCAGAGUGAAUUGAAGAAGUUGAAAAAUUUGGAAGGAAGUGAACUCCAAAGACAUGUUGAUGAAUUUCUAUCUGAUCUGGGUCACCAGGAAAGGUCGAUAAUGACAGAUCUGUACUACCUCAGUCAAACAGAUGGAGCAGGUGAUUGGCGAGAAAAAGAGGCCAAAGAUCUGACAGAGCUGGUACAGAGGAGAAUAACAUACCUUCAGAACCCCAAGGAUUGCAGCAAAGCCAAGAAACUUGUGUGUAAUAUCAACAAAGGCUGUGGCUAUGGCUGUCAACUUCAUCAUGUUGUCUACUGCUUCAUGAUUGCAUAUGGAACACAACGAACACUCAUUUUGGAGUCUCAGAAUUGGCGCUAUGCUACUGGUGGCUGGGAGACUGUCUUUAGACCUGUAAGUGAGACAUGCACAGACAGAUCAGGCACUACCACUGGACACUGGUCAGGUGAGGCAAAUGAUAAGAAUGUUCAGGUGGUGGAACUUCCCAUCGUUGACAGCCUACACCCACGACCACCUUAUUUGCCAUUGGCUGUCCCAGAAGACCUGGCUGAUAGACUAAUUCGCGUCCAUGGGGAUCCUGCAGUGUGGUGGGUCUCGCAGUUUGUCAAAUAUUUGAUUCGCCCACAACCAUGGCUAGAAAAGGAAAUCGAAGAAGCAACAAGGAAACUUGGUUUCAAGCAUCCAGUUAUUGGUGUUCAUGUCCGAAGGACAGACAAAGUGGGAACAGAGGCAGCAUUUCAUCCCAUUGAAGAGUACAUGGUACAUGUUGAAGAACGUUUCCAGCUUCUUGCCCGUAGAAUGCAUAUAGACAAAAAACGAGUUUAUUUGGCUACAGAUGACCCUUCGCUACUACAAGAGGCAAAAUCGAAAUAUCCAAAUUAUGAAUUUAUCAGUGAUAACUCCAUAUCUUGGUCAGCUGGACUUCAUAAUCGAUACACUGAAAACUCACUGCGGGGUGUUAUUCUGGAUAUCCACUUUCUGUCUCAGGCAGACUUCCUGGUCUGUACGUUUUCCUCACAGGUUUGUCGAGUUGCCUAUGAAAUCAUGCAGACUUUGCAUCCAGAUGCUUCAGCACAUUUCCACUCUUUGGAUGAUAUCUACUAUUUUGGAGGACAAAAUGCGCACAACCAGAUUGCCAUUUAUGCCCACCAUCCACGAACUGCUGAUGAAAUCCCCAUGGAACCUGAAGAUAUAAUUGGUGUGGCUGGAAACCACUGGGACGGUUACUCUAAAGGCAUCAAUAGGAAAUUAGGGAGAACAGGCCUGUACCCAUCUUACAAAGUAAAGGAGAAAAUCGAGACAGUCAAGUACCCUACAUACCCAGAGGCUGACAAAUAG
This is a messenger RNA of Emys orbicularis (European pond turtle), 2377 nucleotides long. RefSeq names its product fucosyltransferase 8 (gene FUT8). The transcript is spliced from 14 exons. NCBI's taxonomy places the organism in Eukaryota, Metazoa, Chordata, Testudines, Emydidae. Gene Ontology annotation, molecular function: glycoprotein 6-alpha-L-fucosyltransferase activity; protein binding. Gene Ontology annotation, cellular component: Golgi cisterna membrane. The record is from RefSeq and is a predicted model, not a curated record. The coding region runs from base 647 to 2377 and encodes 576 amino acids. Gene Ontology annotation, biological process: protein N-linked glycosylation.